AUGAAGCAACCUUUGGAGGACUAUGUCACCUAUGCCUGCCGCAUCAACAAAGCUUGCGUUGAAUUCGAACUGCCCAAGCUCUCGGAGGAGCAGUUCAAGUGUCUUGUUUUUGUGUGUGGUCUGAAGUCAGAGAAAGACGCAGAAAUAAGAACGCGGUUGCUGUGCAGGAUCGAGGAGCGAGCAGACAUAACUCUGGAGCUGAUUUCGGAAGAAUGCCAACGCCUUCUCAACAUUUGGCAUGACGCGGCGAUGAUUGAGGAGCAGGCAGCCGCUGUGCAAGCGUUGGAUUCGAAGCCGAAGUUCUCGAGGAAGCAGUUCAAGUCUGGUCCGUCUGGUGAUCGCGCGAAGUCCGGUAGAAGUGGUCCAGACACGGCCUGCUGGUUGUGUGGUGGGAUGCACUACGCACGGGACUGCUCGUUCAAGGCGCACGAGUGCACCGACUGUGGACUGGUUGGCCACAAAGAAGGCUACUGCCGGAGCGCUGAGAAAGUCCGGAAGAAGUACGUCUCGACCAGUCGUGAUGAAUCGCACCUCUGUGCGGCUGCAACUCGACACCGGGUCCGACAUCACCAUCAUCUCAACGGGAACGUGGCGCAGCAUUGGAAGUCCACCAAUGUCAACAACUUCCGUCUUCUGGUGCGAAAUGGUGGUCGGGGACGAAAGUCUUCUGGUCUGGUUCGAGUGACAUGUCAACCACUGAAUUUGCUGGGCUCUGACACAAUUGACAGCUUUGGGCUGUGGUCAGUGCCGCUUGACACCAUCUGUCAUCUGGUUGAAACGUCAACAACAACAACAACAACAAAUGUCGAUGCUCUUAAGGCGGAGUUUCCACAUUUGUUUUCUGGAGAGUUGGGCUUGUGCGUGAAGACGAAGGUGAAACUUGAGUUGAAGCCGGAAAAAUCACCCGUUUUUCGGCCCAAGAGACCGGUUGCUUACGCGAUGUACCAAGCUGUGGAUGAAGAGUUGGACCGACUCGAGCGCUGCAACAUAAUUUCUCCUGUGGAUUUUUCGGAGUGGGCAGCUCCGAUCGUGGUGGUACGAAAGGCAAGCGGGGCAGUACGAAUCUGUGGAGACUAUUCCACGGGGUUGAACGACGCGUUGCAGCCCAACCAGUACCCGUUGCCUCUUCCCCAGGACAUUUUUGCUAGUCUGGCCAGUUGUACCGUCUUCAGUCAGAUUGACUUGACCGAUGCGUACCUGCAGGUGGAGAUGGACGAGAGCUCGCGUGCCAUGCUCACCGUCAACACGCACCGGGGACUAUACCAGUACAACCGCCUGGCACCUGGAGUAAAGCCAGCAACGGUAGCUUUCCAGCAAGUCAUCGACGGGAUGCUGUCCGGGCUCGUGAGGACUUGUGGUUAUCUCGACGACGUGGUUGUCGGGGGUUUGGACGAAGAGGACCACAAGAAAAACCUACGGGCGGUGCUGCAGCGCAUUGAGGAGUUUGGUUUCACGAUUCGUGCGAAAAAAUGUUCGUUCGGUCAGCCGCAAAUUCGCUACCUGGGCCAUCUUCUUGAUCGCCAGGGAUUGCGGCCGGAUCCAGCCAAGAUCGAAGCAAUCGCCAACCUCGCCGUUCCGACCGAUGUCAGUGGAGUUCGGUCAUUUCUGGGAGCUAUUAACUACUACGGCAAGUUUGUGGCGAACAUGCGAAAUCUUCGGUAUCCCCUCGACGAGCUGCUGAAGGAUGGGAACAAGUUUCGGUGGACGCCGGAAUGCCAGCAAGCGUUCGACCGAUUCAAGCAGAUUCUCAGCUCCGACUUGAUGCUGGCCCACUACGAUCCGACGCAGGAGAUUAUUGUCUCGGCAGAUGCGUCAUCCGUUGGGCUAGGCGCAACCAUCAGCCACAAGUACACCGACGGGUCGGUGAAAGUCGUUCAGCACGCAGCUCGGGCGCUGUCGAAGGCGGAACAGGGGUACAGCCAGCCGGACAGAGAGGGUCUAGCCAUCAUUUUCGCCGUUACCAAGUUCCACAAGAUGAUCUUCGGUCGCUCGUUCCGGCUCCAGACCGAUCAUGCGCCGCUGUUGCGGAUCUUCGGGUCGCGUAAGGGCAUUCCCGUGUAUACGGCGAACCGGCUGCAGCGUUACGCGUUGACCCUUUUGCUGUACGAUUUCACCAUCGAGCACGUCCCGACUGAGAAGUUCGGUCACGCCGACGUGCUGUCACGGCUCAUCAGCAACCACGCCAAACCUGACGAGGACUACGUUAUUGCUAGCAUCACCCUGGACAACGAUUUGAGGUCAGUAGUAGUUGACGUAGCAAGUGCCCUUCCUCUCAGUUUUAGGGUUGUGGAGCGGGACACGCAAGUCGAUCCGUUGCUGAAGAAGAUCUACCGUUACCUGCGCAAUGGCUGGCCACAGAAGCACACGAUCGUCGACUCGGAAAUUUUGCGCUUCUUCGCUCGGCAGGACUCGCUGAGCACUGUGGACGGGUGCGUUUUGUUUGGAGAAAGGCUGGUCAUCCCUGAACGGCACCGGCAGCGGUGUCUGCGCCAGCUGCACCAAGGACACCCGGGGAUCUCACGCAUGAAGGCCAUCGCCCGAAGCUAUGUCUACUGGCCUUCGAUUGACGACGAUGUGGAGGCACUUGUGAAGGCGUGCAAGCAUUGCGCAUCAGCGGCACGAUCCCCUCCGCACUCAGCACCAGUUCCGUGGCCUAGACCGACGGGACCCUGGAAACGUGUGCACGUGGACUUCGCUGGUCCGAUGGAAGGUGCGUACUUUUUGCUGAUUGUAGAUGCCUACACCAAAUGGCCGGAGGUGAUUAAGACGAAUCGCAUCACUUCGGUAGCAACAAUCGGCAUGCUCCGCAGCGUUUUGCUCGUCUGGGUAUGCCAGAACUGCUGGUCAGCGAUAACGGGACACAGUUUACGAGCGCUGAGUUCCUGGAGUUCUGUUCAACUAACGGCAUCCAGCACCUUACGACGGCCCCGUUUCAUCCGCAGUCCAAUGGCCAAGCGGAGCGGUUUGUGGAUACGUUUAAACGAGCAGUGAAUAAGAUUCAGGCGGGGAGGAGCUCAAUCGACGAAGCGCUAGACGUCUUCCUGAUGACGUAUCGAACUACACCGAAUCGUCAGGUCGAAGGUGGCGUGUCACCAUCUGAAGCCAUGUUUGGACGCCGCAUCCGGACGAAUCUGGAACUGCUCUUGCCACCACCACCAAAACCACCAAGCGAGUCAACGGAGUUGAAAGGUGGUUCCCGGAAGCGACGGUUUGAACCGCACGACCUGGUUUACGCGAAGCUGUACAGCGGAAACAAGUGGCACUGGGCGACUGGCGUUGUUUGCGACCGGGUUGGCCAGGUGAUGUAUACCGUUUGGGUCGAGGACCGCCGUAUGCUCCGAUCGCACGCAAAUCAGCUUCUCAGUCGUGCAGAUUGGAAUCCGAGGACAGAUGGAGCAGAGAAGCCGAAGUUGCCCCUCGACAUCCUGCUUGAUUCCUGGAAUCUGUCGAAACCAACACCGGCUGCGGACCCAACAACACCGACGGUCUUGGACGCGUCACUACAGUCAGCAAGUACGGAUCAACGCUCGUCACCUGGUGUCCCAGAAUGCUCGCCAUCCAUACCAAGAUCACCCGAGCAGGUUGCACCGCCUGAAAGCGAGCCUGCGUCGCUGGUACCGGGGCUUCGUCGUUCUACACGAGUUCGAAAGAAGCCUCAGCGGUUCAACUCGUACCAGCUCAAUUGAGAAGGGGGGAUGUUGGGACAACCUAAUCAGCGAUGGUCCCCACCAGUCCGCACGCCGCUGGACUCGAACUUGGCGUCUGGAACGCCCAGGUCACGACGUCACCACAGCGCAUACGUAGAGGAGGUUCCGGUUGUCAAAUGGAUGCAAUAAAGCCAUUCCGUGUUUAAUUACUUACAAGA
Culex quinquefasciatus (southern house mosquito) is the source of this 3865-nucleotide messenger RNA. RefSeq lists its product as uncharacterized. The record is from RefSeq and is a predicted model, not a curated record. The coding region runs from base 1 to 2991 and encodes 996 amino acids. NCBI's taxonomy places the organism in Eukaryota, Metazoa, Arthropoda, Insecta, Diptera, Culicidae. Gene Ontology annotation, molecular function: nucleic acid binding. The transcript is spliced from 2 exons.